AUGACCAAAACGAACAGAACUCCCGCAUCAACCUAUGCAAGCCCGUGGAUCCCUCCCAGAGAAUCAGUUAUCCACCUCCACGGAUCUGUCCGAAAAUUUUCUCACAAGACACCCAUCAAGGGAUCCUGCAAACGAUCAAAAUCAUCAGCAAACGAAUCCAAUAGUAUGCGCCUCUUUCUCGCAAUUUUCUCAUGUUUGAUUCUCUCCGUCAUUGCUCGACGUGGACAGCCCGGCAAGCAAGCACAUGGCGUCGGGUCUCCCCAAACUAAGCAAAUCUUCAUGCAAUGGGGCUAUCCGUACGGAUGGGGUCUGACGGUCCCGCCCUCAACUGACGACAGAUUGAGUCGACCCGAGGACGAAGUGAAGGCUGUCAAGAGAGUGGAAAAAGCAAAUGAGUCUGUCCCCAUGAAAAAACGUGGAUGGUUCCGAAAAAACAAAGGGCCGGGGAAAGAGCAGCCUUCGCAUCGCUUUAUACAGAAUGCCCUCAUUAGCUUCGAAUAGAGCAUUCGAAAUCCAAAUUCAUACAUUCGUUACAACUAUGGUGCCGGUAUACUCAAGACGACACAGAAAACGCCAAAUAGUUUCUAUAUUCUCUUUGUACUUGGCCUUUAACCGAUUAACAUGGAAUGCUUAUAUGGACCGA
Molecule: messenger RNA, 643 nt
Organism: Phaeodactylum tricornutum CCAP 1055/1
Lineage: Eukaryota; Bacillariophyta; Bacillariophyceae; Surirellales; Neidiaceae
Exons: 2
Coding region: 1-501 (166 amino acids)
Source: RefSeq, a predicted model, not a curated record